This is a messenger RNA of Centrocercus urophasianus (Greater sage-grouse), 1670 nucleotides long. It is a transcript of the gene PRPS2, whose product is annotated as phosphoribosyl pyrophosphate synthetase 2. NCBI's taxonomy places the organism in Eukaryota, Metazoa, Chordata, Aves, Galliformes, Phasianidae. The transcript has 8 exons. Gene Ontology annotation, biological process: purine nucleotide biosynthetic process; 5-phosphoribose 1-diphosphate biosynthetic process; ribonucleoside monophosphate biosynthetic process. Gene Ontology annotation, cellular component: ribose phosphate diphosphokinase complex; cytoplasm. The coding region runs from base 80 to 1057 and encodes 325 amino acids. The record is from RefSeq and is a predicted model, not a curated record. Gene Ontology annotation, molecular function: ribose phosphate diphosphokinase activity; magnesium ion binding.
GGGGGGAAUCGUUCUCUUUCUGUCCCGGCUGCAGGAGUAUCCGCUCGCCGUCACCUCCCUCCCCUCCAUCCCUUACGCCAUGCCGAACAUCGUGCUGUUCAGCGGCAGUUCCCACCACGACCUGUCCCAGCGAGUGGCCGACCGCCUGGGGCUGGAGCUGGGCAAGGUGGUCACCAAGAAGUUCAGCAACCAAGAGACCAGUGUAGAGAUUGGUGAAAGUGUGAGAGGAGAAGAUGUGUAUAUUAUCCAGAGUGGCUGUGGAGAAAUAAAUGACAACUUAAUGGAAUUGCUCAUCAUGAUCAAUGCUUGCAAGAUUGCAUCAUCCUCCAGAGUCACUGCAGUAAUUCCAUGUUUUCCAUAUGCUAGGCAAGAUAAGAAAGACAAGAAGGGAGCCGUGGAGCGUUGGAGUCGUGCUCCAAUCUCUGCAAAACUUGUUGCCAACAUGCUGUCAGUUGCAGGGGCUGACCACAUCAUCACCAUGGACCUGCAUGCUUCUCAGAUCCAGGGUUUCUUUGACAUUCCAGUAGAUAACCUGUAUGCAGAACCUGCAGUGCUGCAGUGGAUUAAAGAAAACAUUUUGGAGUGGAAAAACUGUAUCAUAGUCUCACCUGAUGCAGGUGGUGCAAAAAGGGUUACUUCAAUUGCUGAUAGAUUGAAUGUGGAAUUUGCUCUCAUUCACAAGGAAAGAAAGAAGGCAAAUGAAGUGGACAGAAUGGUCUUGGUGGGCGAUGUGAAAGACAGAGUAGCCAUUCUUGUCGAUGAUAUGGCUGAUACAUGUGGCACAAUAUGUCAUGCAGCAGACAAGUUAGUAUCUGCUGGAGCCACCAAAGUUUAUGCUAUUCUUACUCAUGGCAUCUUUUCUGGUCCUGCUAUUUCUCGGAUUAAUAAUGCAGCAUUUGAGGCUGUUGUGGUAACUAAUACAAUCCCCCAGGAAGAGAAAAUGAAACACUGCCCCAAAAUUCAGUUUAUUGACAUUUCCAUGAUCCUGGCUGAGGCCAUUCGAAGAACACAUAAUGGUGAAUCUGUAUCUUACCUGUUCAGUCAUGUCCCCUUGUAACUGCUGGAGGUUACAUCACAGCUUUUUGAAGUCCUGUCAACUCUCGCUGUUGUUUUUAGCAAUGCAUCUCAAACACAAGAAAUCAGUAUACUUGUAAAAUUCCAGAGCUUGUAUGUUUAAUUAUUAUAUAUGUCUUGUAAUUAGCAUUUUUUUGUUGUAAAUGGACAAUAAAUCUGUCUUGCAGAAACUUUCUGUGGAUUCCCUGGAGAGUUUGGGAAAUUUCUGUGUUCUUUUAUAUGCUCCUCACUUUCUACUGAGCUGCUGCUUCAGAUCUUUUUUAUAUACAGAGCUACUGAAUGUCUGUUCACAGAACUGAAUGAAAUUUAUGCACAAGUUUGUCUGUGUUAAGCUAAGUGGUGCAGGGUUGGACAUCUUGCAUCUAUUAAUCUUUCAGGCAAGCAGAUGGUGACUUUUGUUUAACAGCCAUGAUAGGCUGCUAUUUUGUAAGCCAUAAGAGUUUAAACUUCCUUUUAAUUUUAAGGAACUGUUGACACAUCAUAGUAUUAACUGUUUCAUACAUUUUUUUGUUCCUUUUCCACAUGAUAUAUAGGGCUACUGUUUUCUUUUGUAAAGCUCUCAGUGUUUCAUUGCAUUAAAUCAUUUUGUUAAUGUC